CAAGUAUUUUAGAUUCCAGUCAAGUCUUGAGGUGGAAUCAGUUAGUUUCGAUUUUGCGGUGUUACAGAAUACUUCGCGAGUACUACCAGAAUGAGCGGUCCCUUCAAAAGAAGACCUUCCCUUAAAAAGCCACCCUCCAUCGGACUGGUCAAGUCCCCGUCCAGGAGACGAUCAUCAGCUGCUUUGUUACAACCAAUUCCACAAAGCCAGCAAGAAGUACCAUGGGAUCUCUUAGACCGAGUCUUGCCGCUUUUGUUUUUCUGCCAUGGGACUGCCUUAAUUCUUAGCAACAUCCUGAACCUUCUAAGGAUAUCGCAGGUCACUACGUUCACUUUGUUUAUAUGGUUUACGAUAGUUACGUUGGGAGCUGUCCUCUUUUAUCAUAAUCUUAAGGUUACAGUCGCAGGUAAGGCGAUCCUUAUAACAGGAUGCGAUUCAAGAAUAGGCAGCGCCCUCGCCCGGUACCUGGAUGACCUUGGUUUCACGGUAUUUGCGGGAUUCCAAAAUGCCGCCGACAAUCCCCUUGCGCAAGAACUGAAGGAGGAGUCGUCGGGACGCUUGCACGUCCUUCAACUAGAUGUCUCCUCUGAGACGCAGAUCCUUGCGGCCAGUCUGUACGCCGUCGAACAUCUUCCCGACGGGGCACCAGGACUCUGGGCAGUUAUUAACGCCGCUUCCUGGAUCGCUCUGGGAGAAAUCGAAUGGCUACCUCCCCAGAUUAUAAGGAAAGCAACAGAACUAAAUUUCCUUGGACCCACACGUCUCAUCCAAAUCAUGCUUCCGCUAAUUCGUCGUGCCCGUGGACGUAUAGUCUUCAUGACUUCCGGUUUGGCAAGUGUGGCAUCACCUGUUAGAGGUAUACACAGUGCCCUAUUGAAUGCGAUCGAGGCAGAGGCGUCUUGUCUUCGUCAAGAACUGAGACCCCGUGGGGUUGAAGUGAUUGUUGUCGCACCCGGGGAAUACACCGCUGGCAGCUCGUGGCUUUCUGACGACGACAUACGAGAUCAAGCCCAAGAAAUGUGGUUACAACUGUGCCACGAACAGAGAAAGAGCUACGGAGAAGAUUACUUUGAAACGGCUGUCAGAAGUUUGGAAAAGUUUACAAAAGGACCGGAAGCUGAUUUGUCCCCGGUGCUGCGCUCCUUGACUGAUUCUGUUGUGAAGACUUUCCCCUUACCAAAAUAUACUCCAAUUACACGACAAGAAAAAAUUCAAUCAUUCAUCGCAAAUCAUUUACCCCAAACGCUGUACAAUAUUAUUUACAACUAAACCGGUUGUUAACUAUUUUUAAGUUACAUUUUCAGCAACCAAAUUUACCAAAACGAAUUUGUUUUGUUAUUAGUAGUUUAUUAAUGUUGCUGGGUCGUAUUUUUUUGGACCAAACUGAUUUCCAAAAAAAAUUCUUGUAGAAAUAAAGACUUUGAUUGCUAUAGUGUACUGUACCUACUGCUUAUUCAUGAAAUUGUAGGAUAAUUAAAGAAACGUCUUUGGUUUGGCAAAAUGCAUUUUUAAUAUGCAUUUUAAAUAUUUUUUUUGG
Messenger RNA from Agrilus planipennis (emerald ash borer), 1537 nucleotides. Its product is annotated as D-beta-hydroxybutyrate dehydrogenase, mitochondrial. The transcript has 4 exons. The record is from RefSeq and is a predicted model, not a curated record. NCBI's taxonomy places the organism in Eukaryota, Metazoa, Arthropoda, Insecta, Coleoptera, Buprestidae. The coding region runs from base 91 to 1269 and encodes 392 amino acids.